Molecule: messenger RNA, 1741 nt
Organism: Artibeus jamaicensis (Jamaican fruit-eating bat)
Lineage: Eukaryota; Metazoa; Chordata; Mammalia; Chiroptera; Phyllostomidae
Gene: MISP3
Product: MISP family member 3
Exons: 2
Coding region: 1065-1703 (212 amino acids)
Source: RefSeq, a predicted model, not a curated record
CCGAGCUGUGUGCCGCAGGGGUGGAAAGUGGAUGGACAGCCUAGAGGCCGGGGCGUCGCUGCCUUCUGGUACCCGCUGGGCGGGACUGGCAAAGCCCCAGAACGCUGUCUUCCGGGGAUACCCCUACCGGAGGACCUGUGGCUCAGAAGCCCAGCCCGGCUCGUGGCUGGGGCUACGCCUCCUGGCAAUACCAGGGACAUGGGGAUGAAAAGGUGUCCCUGGCAAUACCAGGGACAUGGGGAUGAAAGGUGCCACGCAGGGUGGAGCCCUGCGUGUGAGUCGGCCCCCAGCCUGGCCCCACCAGUGGACCGAGUCUAGGAAAGUCCGGUGCCCUCAGCUGACCCGAAACACGCCGGUGGACAAAAUCCGGUGCCCAGCGGAGGCGCGCUCGCCCCGAGGGCGUGGCCGGGGCGGAGCCCGAGUCCUCCGGGCAGGUGCAGGGGGUGGUGCCGGGCCCUGCCCCGGAGGGCCGUUCUAAGAGGCCAGGGGUUGGGUCAGAGACACAGCCGGUGAGGGCGACGCCCUGGAACUCGUGGGCAGCGACUGGGGCCACAGGUGCCCUGUGUCCCAGCUGUGGCCAUCAAAACUCCAGCGCUAGAAACUCAGACUUUCGAGCUGCUCUCAACCCCGGACACCAAGGCUCCGGGGCCGGGGAGUGGAGCCCUGGGGUCGCCCGAAGAGCCGGGCCCAGAGACCCCGGGGGCAGACGGUGAAGUCCCUGGGCGUGUCGCAGGGCAGGUAACCUAGGUCCUCAGGACAGGCGGCGAGGGACCCGUGUUCUCUGCAUAGCAGGACGCAGAGACCCACAAGCAAGAGAGCAAAGUGCUGGAGCCAUUAGCGGGGCAAGGCGCAGAGCUCUCAGAGCCGUGCCCACCUGGGAGCUUUGAGACUCCUGGGCCAGGCAGAGGCGACCCCAAGCCAUUUGAAACGCGAAGCGCCCGGGUCCCGGGAAGUUCCCCUUUCAAGAUCCCUAGACUUCCUUCUCCGGGGGAGACCUAGAAGCCCCCCAGCAACGUUUUCCUCUGUUCCCUGAGACCUCUCCAACAGUCCCAGAAUAGCUGCUCAUGGAGACGCCCAUCGAACGCGAAAUCCGCCGCAGCUGCGAACGCGAGGAGAGCCUGCGCCGAAGCCGGGGCCUGAGCCCAGGUCGCGCAGGCCGCGAACUCGUCGAGCUGCGUUUGAGGCCGGUGCUCAGCCUUCCAGGUCCGGGCACCGCGCUCCCGCGUGCUUUGGAGCGCGCGCGGGCGGGCGCGCAGAUGCAGCGAGACAUCGAGCGGGAGGCCCACCGGCAGGCGGCGCUGGCGCGCCCCGCGACCCCAGAGCCGCCAGCUCGGCAGCCUCCGCAGCCGCUGGACGAGCUCAAGCGCUUCUUCGAGGCCGCUGGUGAGUGCGGCGUCUCGCCGGGGCCGCAGCGGCUGCUGGAGCACGGAGGCCGGCCGCUUUCGGCUGUGCAGGGCCGGUGUCCGGUGCUGGCCCGCGCCCCGCCGCCCAUCGCGCCAUCACUGCUGGAACUGGAGGUGCGCGAAGCACAGGAGCGCGAGCUGGAGCUGCAGCGCCAGAGGCUUAGCGUCUAUGGCACCGCGGAAAUCAAGGAGCCCGCGCCGAGCCUAAUGGAAUGGAGGCUUCCUGGGGGAAGCGUCGGGGUGAAUGCCUGUGUGUGUUUAAGAGGUGCGGCUGGCUUCCUUUGUCCUGGGCACCUCUAGCUGGUGAGAGGAGGAAAGACCUCGGCAGUGUCUUUUCU